AUGUGUGAAGAUGGAGUUGGUGAUACGGCCGCAUUUGAUUAUGGGGAUGUUGUGGAACUAACGGAGGAUGAUAUUUUGAGGAAGGUUUUUCGCAGCGAAAAUGAUGCAUACAAGUUUUAUAAGAAAUUAGGAAAAUUUUACGGAUUUGGUAUUAGAAAGGGAGACAUGUUCAAGGAUGAGGAGGGUAAUUUGGUUCGGAGAAGAUUUUUUUGCAAUAGAGAGGGACAGAGAGAUAAGAAACAUUAUAACAGGGUCGAUAGGAAGAGGCCUCACAAGCCGGAGACAAGGACGAAUUGUGAAGCGAGGGUGUGUGUGUAUCUAGAUAAGGAAAGGUCGUUGUGGAGGGUCAAGAAAGUCAUUUUGAACCACAACCAUGAGAUGACGCAUCACAGAAUGGUUCAUCUAAUUCCAAGUUUUCAUUACAUGACGGAUGCUGCAAAAGCCCAAAUAGAGGGAUUUCAAGGAUGUGGCAUCUUAACAUCGAAGACAAUGCGGUAUAUGGCUGGCAUAUCUAGAGAGUAUUCACUUGUAGGGUUUCUGAAGAAGGAUGCUUACAACUACGUCGAUAAGAGACAUCGUGCAAGGAUAACUGAUGGAGACGCGAACGCAGCCAUAGUGUACUUGGAGGGUAAAGUUGAUGCAGACCCGACUUCGAUGGCAAGGUAUAAUGUGACGAAGAACGAAAUGCUAGCCAAUUUAUUUUGGGCGGAUGGUGGCAACAGGAUAGAUUACCAAUAUUUUGGAGACGUACUGGCAUUCGACUCAACUUACAGGAAAAACAAAUACAAGAGGCCACUGGUGAUUUUCUCAGGGUGCAAUAACCACAAGCAAACGUGUAUUUUUGGGUUUGGUUUGGUCUUAGAUGAGAGUAUUGCUUCAUAUAAAUGGCUUUUCGAGAAUUUCUUGGAGGUCAUGUGUAACAGACAGCCGUUUGUUGUUCUUACGGAUGGCGAUGACUUAAUUUGA
Messenger RNA from Arachis ipaensis, 966 nucleotides. Its product is annotated as protein FAR1-RELATED SEQUENCE 5-like. Lineage: Eukaryota; Viridiplantae; Streptophyta; Magnoliopsida; Fabales; Fabaceae. The record is from RefSeq and is a predicted model, not a curated record.